Culex quinquefasciatus (southern house mosquito) is the source of this 1995-nucleotide messenger RNA. RefSeq names its product phenoloxidase-activating factor 1. The transcript is spliced from 3 exons. NCBI's taxonomy places the organism in Eukaryota, Metazoa, Arthropoda, Insecta, Diptera, Culicidae. The record is from RefSeq and is a predicted model, not a curated record. Gene Ontology annotation, biological process: proteolysis. The coding region runs from base 65 to 1879 and encodes 604 amino acids. Gene Ontology annotation, molecular function: serine-type endopeptidase activity.
UGAGACGUUCGAUCAUUUGGAUGUGAAACUAGACAAAUAAUCGUGUUUUUGUUUUUGUCUGAAAAUGAAACAAAUCAUAUCAUUUUUAGUGAUAGUGCUGACAUUCCUCGCUAGUUCCACCAGUUCUUUCGAGUGCGGCCAGCGAAAGAUCACCUUCUCCGGCUACUGGCCCUGGAAGGUGGCCGUUUACCAUCGGAAAGGUUCCUCCCGGGACAGUUACACCUGCGGGGGAACUCUCAUCAGUGAAACGUUCGUGCUGACGGCAGAUCGGUGCGUUCAGAGUGAGGACGGCGACGGUCGUCAAAUGUUCGUUCGUAUGGGAGUUCGGAACCUGCAGGAACUGGAUCCGAACGGCUUCCAGCAGCACGGAGUACGGGAGAUUCAUCGCGUUGAUAGGGCUACCGGUUUGGGGAGUGACGUUGCACUGCUGGAGCUGGACUCGGAGGUGGAGUUCACGGAGUAUGUUCAGCCAGUUUGUUUGAACUUGGCGGAGGAGUUGCUUGAGCAGGUGGGGAGUUUCGUGAGCUGGGGUGAUGAAUCUUCGGGUUUGAAGAGCUCGAUAUCCGAGGUAAUCAGUGAUGAAGAAUGUCUUAGAAGUGAUCUUCAAGUAUAUGAAAAAGUGCGGGGUAGUAGCAUGUUUUGUGUUGGAUUCAAGACUGAGACCACACUUUGUAACAGCGAUGCUGGAUCGGGAAUUUAUUUCAAAAGAAAGGGAGUCUGGUUCAUGGGAGGAACGUUGUCAGCACGAGAUUCCGGUUCUUCAUGUAGCGCAAAAAGUAACGCUGCUUUCAACAAUAUUGAGAACUUUGUCCCAUGGAUUCGUAACGUGACCAAAAUUCAGUAUUCGACUGAGAAAUUAGAUAGCAUCCCAUGCACGACUCCAACCAACAAGCCAGGAAUGUGCGUCCGGAUCGAACAGUGCCAAAACAUCUACAAAAUCAUUACGAGUCCAACCCCACAGCCAAAGUACAAAUACUACAUCAAACAGGCAACCUGCACCCAACCGGGCGUUUCUCGAAGCAUUUGUUGUCAACUCACGGAGAUUGAAUCAAAGCAUUCAACUACGACCGUAACUAUCCCAGAGCUUCUACCCCGCAAUUGUGGCAAAUAUUUGACCAACAAAAUCAGCCGGGGAUCGAACGCAGAUCUGAUGGAGUUUCCCUGGAUGGUCUGGUUGAUCUGGAAGAACAAAACUAGCGGAAGGCAGUUUGUAUUCUGUCAUGGAUCGCUGAUCAACAAACGUUACGUCUUGAGUAGUGCCUGGUGUGUCAACGAUGAUUCUUCAAUUCUUCAACAGGUCAGACUUGGAGAGUACGAUCGUCGCCAAGAUCCGGACUGUAACGUGAACGAUCCCAAAGAUUGUGCUCCCCCGGUUCGAGAUUACGACGUUGAAAGCUUCGUUGGACAUCCGGAUUUGGACGACGAUGCAGCUAGGAAUGAUAUCGCGUUGAUUCGACUCAAGACCGACGUCACAUUUGAGGAUCACAUCCAGCCGGUUUGCCUGCCGGAUACCCAAUCGAAACCAAACGAAUACAUCAUAUCCGGCUGGGGUGCAACGGUGAAAAACGGUGAUUGGGCUAGAAUUCUUCAGAAGGCUACGGUUCCUGCGGUAGAUCAUUCCGAAUGUCGGACAGCGUUCGGAGCGAAUCCGGAGUAUCACAUCGGACCGGGAGUUUUGUGCGCUGGCCGGAAUGGAACCUCAAACGUAUGCACGGAUGAUAACGGAAGUCCGCUGGGUUAUCCGGUGCGGAGUGACGGGGGUAUUCGGUUUGUCCAGUAUGGGAUUACGUCGGUUUUUUCUUGCGGAGCUAACUAUCCAUCGAUCUAUACUGAUGUUAGCUUCUACAUGGAUUGGAUUGUGGACAAUAUGGAGUUGUAGAAUGAAUUAAAACAAAUUUUUAAACGUUAAACUCGCACAAAAAAGUACACUUUAUUCGCACACUCAGUUUACUUGCCACGAAUAAACUUGCGAAUGUUUGCUGUUCCAUUACUAUA